Molecule: messenger RNA, 2317 nt
Organism: Didymella exigua CBS 183.55
Lineage: Eukaryota; Fungi; Ascomycota; Dothideomycetes; Pleosporales; Didymellaceae
Product: DNase I-like protein
Exons: 3
Coding region: 78-2018 (646 amino acids)
Biological process (GO): base-excision repair
Cellular component (GO): nucleus
Molecular function (GO): DNA-(apurinic or apyrimidinic site) endonuclease activity; DNA binding; phosphoric diester hydrolase activity
Source: RefSeq, a predicted model, not a curated record
CGCGUCUCGGUCAUCAACACGAUGUCGUGAAAUCGCCGGGCGGAGAUGAGGCUGCAGCACCGCCAGCGACACGCACAAUGGUCCGCAUCACGACGUGGAAUGUCAAUGGCAUCCGCAACCCGUUUGGCUACGAGCCAUGGCGCAAGAAUCGCACCUUCAGCGCCAUGUUCGACAUUCUCGAGACGGACAUUAUCAUCAUGCAAGAGCUGAAGAUCCAGCGCAGGAAUUUGACAGAUGAUAUGGUGUUAGUUCCCGGCUGGGAUUGCUACUUCAGCUUGCCCAAGCAUAAGAAAGGUUAUUCUGGUGUUGGAAUAUACACUCGGCAAUCCGUAUGUGCACCAAUCCGGGCUGAAGAAGGUCUUCUUGGAGUCCUCUGUCCACCUGGUUCAUCGAUACCCUACCGGGAACAACCCAAAUCAGACAGCAUAGGAGGCUAUCCACCACUCGAACGCAUCGAGGCACUGGGAGUCGAUCCAGCUGCUCUCGAUGCAGAGGGUAGAUGUCUCGUCCUCGAGUUCCCUGCCUUUGUGCUCUUCGGUGUUUACAGCCCCGCCAAUAGCAACGGCCUUCGUGACGACUUCCGCUACGGCUUCUUGGACAUGCUCGAUACGCGGAUACGAAGCCUCACGAAGAUGGGCAAGAACGUCAUCUUGACUGGCGAUCUGAACGUCUCCCGCGAUCUCAUCGACACUGCGAAAGCAGAGGACAACAUGAAAGCGGAAGGCAUGACCCAUAGCGAGUACCUCAGCACGCCAAACCGACGGAUCUUCAACCAGCUCCUGUUGAAUGGCAAAGUCGGGGGCGCACGAGAUGAGGGGAGAGAAGAGCCUGUGCUGUACGAUCUGUGUCGCGAGUUCCAUCCCGAUCGCGAAGGCAUGUAUACGCACUGGGAGCAGAAGAUAAAUGCACGGCCAGGCAACUUUGGCUCGCGUAUCGACUUUGUGCUCUGCAGCAUCAAGAUCAAGGAUUGGUUCAAGGAGUCGAACAUUCAGGAAGGCCUGAUGGGUUCAGAUCAUUGCCCAGUGUACGCGGUCACAAAGCAUACGGUACCGGGAUUAGGCAAUGCUGCACAAGACGGCGAGGAAGACCAAAAGCACCACAUACUCGAUAUCAUGAACCCGCCCGGAAUGUUCAAAGACGGCGUUCGAUUGAGGGAGUAUAGCGCCAGCAAAGAUGUGCCUCCGCUUUCAGGCAAGCUACUUACCGAGUUCAACAAACGACAGAACAUCCGUGACAUGUUCAGCAAGAAUCCUGUAGCUCCAAAGCUUGCAAACGCAUCUGCAGUCCCGUCCACCGAGGCGACAUUGGAAGGGGCCGCGGUUAUCUCGCCAAUGCAAGGGGCAGACAAAGGAUCCGCGCUGGCGGGAGCGACAAACGCCUUGUUCCCCGCUGAUGGUCGGCUUGUGGAUGCCCCAAGCUCUCUCAAAUCGCCUGAGAAGCGACGCGCAUCAGCAUCAGCAUCGCCCAGCAAAUCCAUCAAGCGAUCCAAACCCUCCAGCCCAGCCCUCAAUAAUCCCGUGUCGCUCGCCAAGGGUCAGCAGUCACUCAAAGGAUUCUUUCAGACACGUUCCAAAGGCGCUGGGCCCAACUCUACCGCUGCGACUACGCCGCGAUCGACAUCACAGACACCUGUCAACAAUGGUGACGCGAGUACACAUUCGUUCUCAGUAUCUUCAUCCGCAGAUGCCGAAACCGAAAUCACCCCAACGGCCGCGGCUACAACGGCAGCAUCCCCCAGUCAAAGUACCACAUCUCCAUACGAAGCGUGUGAUCCCGGUGCGGUACAGCAAGCGUCAAAGGAAGGAUGGACAAGACUGUUUUCCAAGCGGCCGCCACCCCGAUGUGAGGGCCACGCCGAACCGUGCAUUAGCCUCACAACUAAGAAGCCUGGCGUUAACCGCGGAAGGCAGUUCUGGAUGUGCCCACGACCCAUAGGCCCUUCCGGACAGAAAGAAUCGGGCACGCAGUGGCGCUGCGGAACGUUUAUUUGGGCCAGCGACUGGAAGACGACCGACUGAGGCGCGGGUACGGGAUGCGAACGAUAUUUACCUUCGACGGGGGUAGGAAUCCUGAUGCAGGGAUCACGCCGCGGAAGAUCCAGAGCCGAUAAGACAAGGUAGGAACGAUGCAGGAAUGUUGGCGAUGGGGCACGAGGUGGGGUGGGAUCCUGUGUGAUUGGAGCCAGGAGGGUCUAGCGACGCGCAGCUGCUUGUCUGACGGGAGCAGGUACGGAGGAGAGCGUUCAUGUCACAGGGGUUCUGAGCCGGUACGAUGCGUAUAGCAAAGAUAAUGAUGGGUCUCACGAGCUGAUGCGAAA